Molecule: messenger RNA, 522 nt
Organism: Penicillium salamii
Lineage: Eukaryota; Fungi; Ascomycota; Eurotiomycetes; Eurotiales; Aspergillaceae
Source: the annotation of a GenBank genome assembly
AUGGACGUUUCCAACAACAAUCUCUUCCGCUUCUCCAAGCCCGAAUGGCUGAAUAACUCCGCCGUCCGAAACGGCGGCGUCUACGUCGCCGGCGCCCUGUUCGCAGCUGGCUUCUUCUUCCUGAUUGACGUGGCAUCAUUCUCACGUAGCCCGCGCAAUGGUUCAGAAGUACAUAUCAAAUUCGUCGAUUGGAUUCCCGGUAUCUGCAGCGCACUUGGAAUGCUGGUUAUUAACUCGAUUGAAAAGUCGCGGCUGCAGGCGGAUAGCUUCAGUUACAGUGGGAGUGGAGUUGCGUGGAAGGCUCGCUUUGUGCUGUUCCUAGGGUUUGCGUUGUUGGCGGGUGGUUUGGCUGGGAGUGUGACUGUUAUGGUUCUCAAGUACCUUAUUAAGGAUUAUCCGAUUACGACGCUUUACUUUGGUAUUGCGAAUGUUGUGGCUAAUGGCUUGGUUAUGCUCAGCUCUAUUGUUCUUUGGGUCUCGCAGAACAUCGAGGAUGAUUACACCUACAACCUUGCACUGUGA